AUGAUGGUCCCACGAGUGAUACUUCCAAAGCACCCCAUGGCCGCCACCAUCCUCGCCCAGAGCGCGUCAAACUCGGCAGCCAUCUGUGCCCGCCGACAGAUGCAAGCCAUUGGAAUAGGCCAUUCUUCAAGACGGCUCAUGUCAUCUUCGCCGAAACACCAGACAAAGGAAUACUUUCCGCCUCCGAAACUUCCAGGUAUCAAGCAAGUCAAUACAGUAUGGUCCCAUCCGGUGUAUUCGGAUGCCCAGACCCGCGAUAUUAAAGUAGCCCACCGCGAGGCCAAGGAUUGGGCUGACUGGAUCGCUCUGGGGACGGUUCGCUUCUUCAGAUGA
Penicillium olsonii is the source of this 333-nucleotide messenger RNA. The record is from the annotation of a GenBank genome assembly. Lineage: Eukaryota; Fungi; Ascomycota; Eurotiomycetes; Eurotiales; Aspergillaceae.